This is a messenger RNA of Pseudo-nitzschia multistriata, 1837 nucleotides long. The record is from the annotation of a GenBank genome assembly. Lineage: Eukaryota; Bacillariophyta; Bacillariophyceae; Bacillariales; Bacillariaceae.
CGCCGAGUCAAGUGAAAUCCGGGAACACUUCGUUUUCGCCCCUCACUUUAUGUGUACCGUACGCUACGGUUUUUGUUGCAAUGGACGACGAUCCCUCGUUGGCACCUUGUGUUUUUGCAACAUCUGCUGCGUGUUCGGUCCCUCGUUCCCAAAACCCUCCUCGUGUCACACAACACAACACAACACAAUUCAAGACAAAACAACACAAAACAACACAACACAAAACAACACAGGACAACACAAUUCAAGACGACACAAGACAACACAAGUAUACACAAUUCAAGACAACACACUGCAACAAACACAACCCUUUUCCUUCAACAUGCCUCUUUCCGUGAGAUCGAAACCAAAACCAAUGCCACCGAAACCACGGGGCCCCGCCUUGUUUGCACUCAAGCACUACAGCGAUUCGAUCGCCGUGGGCCGCAGGCGUCGCUCCCAGAGCGAGGGCGAGAGCGGCCGUGUGUGGCCCGGCACGGACCCGGCCCUCCGGGAGCGCCCGCACAGGGUCGUGUCGUGCCGCUUCGAGAUGGAGGUCCCCACCAACGCCCUGCGCAUGAACGUCACCCUCUCGGUCGUGGCCGCGAGGGACCGGCGGAGGAACGGGUGUGGCGGCGGCGCCCCUGGCAGCAGCGAGAGCGUCUUUUGCCCGAGCGUCUCGUACAAGAUCACCGUCUGUACGCCGAGGCGGGAGAGCCACCACGGUGGUAUCGGCAGCAGCAACCCCCAGAGGAGCUACGAGCCACAGCACCAACGCCCGGAGCCGCACGGGCCGGUCGUUCGCAAGAACGCGGACGGGUCCAUCACCCACACCACCACCACGUCGACGCUAAGAUGGACCUCCAACUUUGUCGUUUCSGACAACGACGAACAAGGGGAUCCCUGCCACGAGUGGACCGGGAGUUUCGUCUUUGACGACACACCGGUCGAUGUGUCCGCCUGUUCCUUCCACCAGCUCGAGGGAACCUUUCGGGGGAGGAACUGCUCCGUCGGCGUCCGCUGCAGCAACAACACCACCACGAACAUUACUAGCAACAACACCACCAUCAACACCGACGGCUUUGGCAAGAACGACCAGGGACGGCAACGGGCAACGCCCGACAAGCGGACGAUCGAACACGGACACACACACACGCCGGCGAGGAAGCGGAGGCGCCUUCUUUCGCAGUGUCGGAACCACCAUUUGCGGGACACAGCACGAUUGCCAGCACGAUUGCCAGCACGAAUCGAUAACCCAACGCCUAGUGCGAUGCUAUUUUUCUAGAAACAAGCCCACGUUUGGCAUUUGCACUUUCUACGACUACCUUGUGAAACUUGUAGUUCUUGCUGUAGCGUAGUGUUUGUUGUAGGUUCCUUUCGUCCGAUACGAUACCCGCAGGCCCCUGCUGGUGGCGUCGGGAACGAAGCCUCUCUCUCGCUCCGGCGCCAUCGGCUCGUGUCUCCGAAACCUUCCGGCAGCUAGAUGCACCACGGCAGCAACGUACGGAAAGGCAAGCAGCGGGCCAUCGUCGCAUCGGCAACGGCCCAUACACGCCAAAGGGCCGAACCGAUGGGGUAGGAGAGGAACCGCACCGUCUCGGGUGGUGUCCGUUGGGUUUCGCAUCGCGUGGUGGGACCAGAUGUUUUUGAAAUGUGUGGUCGUCGUAGAUCAACAACAUUGUGGUUUUUAUCACGAUACUAGAACGCGAUGGCUACCAAAACACUAAAAUUGGUACAUAUGUACUUGCGCUUGUUUUCAUUUCGUUUGGUUGCACAGAUAUAUAUUCCUACUAUCAUUGAAAUAGUUAUUGCAAAAACAACGCAACGUAACCGAUAACGAUAAAAUCUAGAAACGGCA